CAAGGAGGUAGCACAGCAAUAUCAGAUUCUUGUCCUUUGAAUUCCACAAACCAUUAGAGCAGUCUAGUUCUUCUUCCUCCUCGGGAGUGGAAAAUAAAGCCUAGAGAGAGAAAACUGUCACUCACUCAUUUUCCUUGAUGGUUUCAUCUUCUGAACCACCAUCUGGAACUCCCGUUCCUCUUCACCGUUCCGCUACUCGCUUUAUGCACAAAAAUAAUUUGCAAGGGUUUGCUCAAAGGUCAAACAUUGCAUUUCCAAUAUAUCAAACUAUCAAUGAGGGACAACAACAUGCUCCAAAGUUUAGGUCAACGGUGUGGGUGGAUGGGACGAGUUUCACUUCCCAAACUACUUUUUUCCAUAGAAAAGCUGCUGAACAGGAAGCUGCUAGACUUGCUUUGGAGUGCCUUACCGAAAGAAAUAGAGAAGAAGGAACCUCUCGCGUCUGUGAGAUUUCUACAUUUUGCAAGGCUCUCUUGAACGAAUAUGCUUCUAAACUGAAUCUAGAAAGACCUACAUACAACACUGUUCAGCUAGAAGGGGUGAUUCCUGUUUUUAAAUCUUCUCUAGUUUUCAAUGGUAUGAGUUACACUGGUGAGGCAGCUAAAAGCAAAAAGGAGGCUGAGCAGUUAGCUGCUCGUGCUGUUAUUCUUUCAAUUCUGGGUAAUUCUGGUUCAGGAACAAAGCUCAUUGAGAUGAUUAAGUCAAAAUCUAAACUUUAUGACAUGUUCAAAGGAAAGGGUUUGCAAGAUAUUCAUGCUAGUGCUGUGUCAUCCGCAGCAACUAUAAGAAAUACCCCUGUUGAACUGGGUAAUAAAGAUAUGGGUGUUGCAGGUUCUGUGGCCAAUUAUGAUAAUGAAACUAAAGUUGAAUUUCCUGAGUCUUCUAGGACGCUUUCCACGUGUCACGAGUUUCAGAUGCCAAAACAAGGAUCAGCUCCUGGAACCUCCAACUCUGCAGAUGUGUUCCUGCAAUCAGGUUCAGCACAUUCUACUGAUGACAAUUCAAGUCUGAAAAAUCGGAAAAAGAACAAGAAGGCUAAUAAGAAGCCACGGUUGGAAUCGAGGUUACUAGUUGCUGCAUUUCCCUUGAACCAAGACCCUUCUUGUUCAGUGGCGCAGUAAAAAUGUGGAAAUGAUGGAAUUCUGGUAUAUGUCGUAAAAUCAACGAAUCCUUGUUUGUGGAUAAAAGGUCGAAGUUCAAAAGAAAAAGAAAUGAUGGAAUUCUUGUAUAUUUCGUAAAAUCUUUUGAUUAGAAGACCCUUCUUGUUCAGUGGCUUUUGUUUUUCAUUUAUUAAGCCUAUGCCUUGUAUAUUUUGGGUUGGGUUUCAAGCUUCUGUUGAAAAUGCACUGAUUUACUCCCCAGGAGCCCAGCUGGCACCGCAUUCUGACCAUGUCUUCUACUUCUAUCUGUUAUGUGGGUUUACCCAUCACCGACACUACUUUUGUUUGUGUCAAUGGUGACAGGUGGCGAGCAGGUGACGGUGACUCAUUUUGGUUUUUGGUUUCUGCUAACAUGAUUAUUUACAAGUAGUUCCUAAAUUCCUAAUAAUGUCACGGGUACUGCAUUGUAUGGUUGAGGAGGAGAGGAGAUAUAAAUAAAUUUAUUAUUAUAUAUUUCUCAUUUUCAAAUACUUCUAUUUUUGAAGGAGAGAUAAAGUUAAGGGAGGAGUUAUUUUUGUUCAUUUCCCUUCUAAAAUAUUGAACUAAAUUAGAAGUUAUAAAAAUCUCUUCUUUCUCAAUUUUUUUUAACUAAACACUGUACAUCCAUGUUAUGAUAUUGCUCAUGGUUCAGGAAGACUGGAAUUAAAAGAAUUGAGACUGAAAAUUAUAAGAAUUGGACGAGAGUUGAAUAAAUAAAACUCAUACAGGCAUAAUGAAUAAUAUUUCUUAGUGUUUGAUUGCUUUUUCAUCUUUACUAAUGAAGUUUGAAAGUGCAAUUAGUUUGAAAGACUGAAAGUUUAUUAUGCUAUUUUUUUUUCGUCUCCUUGGCUUACUGAUAAGCCAUGGCCAUAAGUCAAAAUGUAGGGUUUCGUGAAAUAAAAAUAUCAUGUACGUU
Messenger RNA from Abrus precatorius (Indian licorice), 2055 nucleotides. RefSeq names its product double-stranded RNA-binding protein 4-like. Bases 138 to 1121 code for a protein of 327 amino acids. Gene Ontology annotation, biological process: rRNA processing; regulation of gene expression. NCBI's taxonomy places the organism in Eukaryota, Viridiplantae, Streptophyta, Magnoliopsida, Fabales, Fabaceae. The transcript has 5 exons. Gene Ontology annotation, molecular function: ribonuclease III activity; double-stranded RNA binding. Gene Ontology annotation, cellular component: nucleus. The record is from RefSeq and is a predicted model, not a curated record.